AUGCCUCCUUAUGAUCGCCGCCCCGCGCGGCGAAAAACACUCUACGUAAAAAAUUUUCCUCCUAGCAUGUCAGCUAGUGAAUUGGCGUACGAGUUCGAGCGCAUCGGCCCUCUCGUUCGAUGUGACAUCCCAGCUCCUAAAACGCCACAUUCCAAAGUGUACGCGUUUGUCGAGUAUGCCGACCCAUAUGAUGCGGAAGAUGCUUAUUACGAUCUGCAUGGCCUGCCCAUUGGCCGAUACAGACUCGACAUUGACUUUGCUAAGAAUGCACCCGCUCCUUCUUGGCGUUUCGGAGGUCCAACACGCCGUCGUCGCUCGCCAUCGCCUCGCAGGUACGCCCGUGAGUAUGAGGAUGAAAUGCGAUCUUCGUCCCAGGCAGCAAGACUCGAUGAACAUAUGCGUGGUGAACGCGACGCGCGCGACGAGCUUGACCAAAACAAUGAUGGUGGCCUCCGUGACGAGCAUGAACAACGUAAGGGAGAUGACGUUUACCGAGAGCAUGGAGACCAUGAAGAGUAUGACGCACGUCGCAAGUCGGAAGAGCAUCAAGAACCAAGUGAAUCUGUUGCUCCGAAUCGACCAUCGACCCCAGAACUUGCUGAUAGGAAGCCUCUCGAUCGAGAACACGUCGUGACACAAACAUAA
Messenger RNA from Malassezia globosa CBS 7966, 645 nucleotides. RefSeq lists its product as uncharacterized. NCBI's taxonomy places the organism in Eukaryota, Fungi, Basidiomycota, Malasseziomycetes, Malasseziales, Malasseziaceae. The coding region runs from base 1 to 645 and encodes 214 amino acids. Gene Ontology annotation, biological process: mRNA splicing, via spliceosome. The record is from RefSeq and is a predicted model, not a curated record. Gene Ontology annotation, cellular component: nuclear speck. Gene Ontology annotation, molecular function: RNA binding. The transcript has a single exon.